Molecule: messenger RNA, 875 nt
Organism: Theobroma umbraticum
Lineage: Eukaryota; Viridiplantae; Streptophyta; Magnoliopsida; Malvales; Malvaceae
Product: Ribosomal protein S16 family protein
Biological process (GO): mitochondrial translation
Cellular component (GO): small ribosomal subunit; ribosome
Molecular function (GO): structural constituent of ribosome
Source: RefSeq, a predicted model, not a curated record
CUUCGGAAAGUAAAUAAAAAAAAAUAAAAAGGAAAAGAAUAUGAUUAGCGUAGAGAGAAGAACAAAACCCAAAACCCUAGGAAAACAGUGGUGUGAAUUUAACAGGUGAUCCAUUCAGAUUGGUAAGAAGAGAAGAGAGUGCGAGAGAAAAUGGUGGUGAGGAUCAGAUUGUCGAGGUUCGGAUGCAAAAACAAGCCAUUUUACAGGGUGAUGGCCGCCAAUAGCAGAUCCCCAAGGGAUGGCAAGCAUCUCGAAGUCCUUGGUUACUAUAAUCCUUUGCCAGGUCAAGAUGGGGGUAAACGAAUGGGUCUUAACUUUGAGAGGGUGAAGUACUGGUUAUCAGUUGGUGCGCAGCCUUCAGAGCCAGUCCAACGCAUUCUUUUUAGAGCUGGAUUAUUGCCUCCACCACCAAUGGUGGCUAUGGGACGCAAGGGUGGACCACGUGACACGUGUCCUGUUGAUCCUCUGACAGGGCGUGUUUUGAGUGCGGAGAAGCCAGCUACUGCUAGCCAACAAAAUGGUGGUAAAGAUGAGGCUGCAAAUGGAGCAACUUCCGCCUGAAAUUGUAAUCUAUCCCACAAUGCUCCUUAUUCUGCAGUUUCUGAGGCUUAGAUCAAGGUUAGGGAUGGUGCUCACAAAAGUGGAUAUAGUGGAUCACUGGAAGUGCUGUUAUCUUGAAAGUAACAUUUGCCUUCCAUUGAAGAAGCAUCUUAUGUUCAGGAUAGUGAUUUCAGUGCCAUGCAUAGAAGGUGUAUGAAACUUGAUUCCAUGACAACUAAUUGGAUUCUGCAUUCCCUUCAGGUUGUUGAAUGAAUUUCAUGCAUGAUUUAAAUGUUGGUCUUUACUUAAAUAAUUAGGGGUCUAUGUUGAAACUA